Molecule: messenger RNA, 8491 nt
Organism: Corythoichthys intestinalis (scribbled pipefish)
Lineage: Eukaryota; Metazoa; Chordata; Actinopteri; Syngnathiformes; Syngnathidae
Gene: dock3
Product: dedicator of cytokinesis 3
Exons: 54
Coding region: 586-6858 (2090 amino acids)
Biological process (GO): small GTPase-mediated signal transduction
Cellular component (GO): cytoplasm; plasma membrane
Molecular function (GO): small GTPase binding; guanyl-nucleotide exchange factor activity
Source: RefSeq, a predicted model, not a curated record
UUGUGAGGGAGAGAGAAAGAGAGCACAUUCGCAUACGCUUGACACAUCAGUGUUGACAAAACGAGUCACGUGACCCGCACGAAGAUGGCGCAUCUUACGCUACAUUGCAGCCUCCUCUCGAUACCUCUUGCGCCAACUCGGACCUCUCCGUGUUGCGACCUAUAGACGCCAACUUGCUUCUCCUUCUCAUUUGAUCAUUUGUUUGUAGAACGUAGUGUUUUUUUCUUUCUUUCUACAAGGGCCACCGCAUGAGAGGAUUUUGAAAUCUACCUGCACUUGACUCCAAAUGCGGCUGUAAUAACACCUUUGUGGAGAACGCCUUGCGCGCGUGCGCGUACUGGUCACGGAGACUGCAUCAGACUGAAGACAAGCCGGGAAAUAAUCAUAAUACUGUCCGAUAUUCAAAAAGAACGGCAGUGAUCUUUCAUGCUCCUUCCUCCCCCGCCACCAUCACUGCGCACACCGACGUCAAGAUUCCAGUGGAGACAUGUAGUAUGAACAAUAUUCCCCCUCGUCUUCUUCAUCACAGUUUUUAAACCAGCGUCAUCUCCAGUCUUCGACACAAUGUGCCACAAAUAACCAAAUAUGUGGAUUCCUACCGAAGAGGAGAAAAUCGGAGUUGUUAUCUGCAACUUCCGGUCACCAAUAUGCCAGGCUCUGGUCCUGGAGAUUGGGGAGACUGUACAGAUUCUGGAGAAGAAUGAAGGUUGGUACAGAGGCUUUUCCACCAAGAAGCCUUCAAUCAAGGGUAUUUUCCCAAUCAGCUAUGUCCACUUAAAGAAGUCCACAGUGACAAACAGAGGGCUGUGCGAGACGGUGGUGCCCCUCGAGGACCCCAUUAUCACAGAGACCACCUCGACGCUGCAGGAGUGGGGUGUCUUGUGGAAGCAGCUCUAUGUGAAACAUAAGGUGGAUCUCUUCCAUAAGUUGCGUCAUGUGAUGAACGAGCUCAUCGAUCUGCGUCGGCAGCUCAUCCAGGGUCACCUCGCCCAAGACCAAACCCGUGAGAUCAAGAGGCACAUCACUGUACGCCUUGACUGGGGCAAUGAACACCUUGGCAUCGACCUUGUGCCAAGGAAAGAGUUUGAAAUGGUGGACCCAGACCAGAUCAGCAUAUCAGAGCUUUACAAACUGCAUGUAUCCAGCAGACACUGUGGUCAGCAAAGCACAAACCAGGCUGACAACGUGAGACCACGCCAUGGUGACAGUUGCCGUGUCCCAGUGUCACACCACCUUUUCAUCAAUCUGAAGAGCUUCACUUACAACAGCAUCAGCGAGGACGCAGACGUCUUCUUCUCUCUGUAUGACACUCGAGAGGCCAGACAGAUCAGCGAAAAGUUCAUGGUGAAACUCAACAAAAAUGGAGGACCAAAGAAUCCAGAGAAGGUUGAUCGUCUUUGUGCUCUCUUCACGGACCUAAGUAGUAAAGACUUGAAGAGAGACCUGUACAUUGUUGCACAUGUCAUGAGAACUGGCCGCAUGCUGCUGAACGACUCAAAGAAAGGCCCACCACACGUGAUGUACCGACGACCAUAUGGCUGCGCCGUUCUCGCUAUGAGUGAUGUUUUCCAUACUAUCACUGACCUCAAAGAGGAGAAGGACUUUGUGCUUAAAGUUUAUACAUGUAACAACGAAAACGAGUGGUACCAGGUUCAUGAAAACAUCAUCCGCAAGUCCAACACCAAAUACUCUGCUCCCAGCACCAAUUAUGGCCUCAUCAUUUCCCUGCAGCUGUUGAGGGGCGAGUUGGAGCAGAUCAGACGGGAGAACCAGGCGGUGUUCAACCGCGCCCUGGCACUCACGCGCAAACUGGGUUUUCCAGAUGUCAUCAUGCCAGGUGACAUUCGCAAUGACUUGUACUUAACCCUGGAACGAGGCGAGUUCGAGCGGGGUGGCAAGAGUGUACAGAAGAACAUUGAAGUGACGCUUUAUGUCCUCUAUGCCGAUGGGGACACUCUCAAAGACUGCAUCAGUUUGGGCAGCGGUGAGCCCAACAUGACUGAAUAUCGCUCCUUUGUCCUCUACCACAACAAUAGUCCUCGGUGGAGUGAGAUGGUCAAACUUCCCAUUCCCAUAGACCGCUUCCGAGGCUCCCACCUACGCUUCGAGUUCAGACACUGUUCCACUAAAGACAAAGGGGAGAAAAAACUUUUUGGCUUCGCUUUCACUCCUCUAAUGAGAGAGGAUGGGACGACGCUGUCGGACGAGAGUCAUGAGCUGUAUGUCUACAAGUGUGAUGAAAACGCCACCUUUAGUAACCAGGGCCUGUACCUCAGCCUGCCGUGCUGCAAGGAGGACUUCAACAGUUGUCCCAACUUGCCGGCUAAUUUGCCAUUCCAGAGGAGCCCUAAAGAGACCUUCUGGGUUUCUACCAUACUCUGCUCCACAAAACUCACACAGAAUGUGGAUCUGUUGGCACUUCUGAACUGGAAAACCCACCCGGACAGGGUGCUGGACAUCCUUGGUCGACUGCGUCAGAUCAGUGGAGAGGAGAUUGUCAAGUUCCUUCGAGAUGUCCUGGAUACACUCUUUUGUCUUUUAGAUGACAACACUGAUAAAUACGGACCUCUGGUUUUCCAGUCUCUGGUAUUUAUUAUCAACUUGCUCAGGGACAGCCGUUUCUACCACUUUCGCCCAGUAAUGGACUCUUACAUCCAAAACCAUUUUGCUGGAGCUUUGGCAUACAAGGAGCUUAUUCGAUGCCUGAAGUGGUACAUGGACCGCUCAGCGGAAGUCGUCCGACAAGAUCACAUCCAGGAAGCCAUGCGGGCUCUGGAGUACCUGUUCAAGUUCAUCGUCCAGUCCCGAAUAUUGUAUGCACGUGCAACCUGCGGGAUGGAGGAGGAGCAAUUCCGAGCGAGCAUCCAGGAGCUCUUUCAAUCCAUCCGUUUUGUGCUGAGCCUGGACAGCCGCAGCUCAGAGAACCUUGUGUUCACUCAGGCGGCGCUGUUGAACAGUUUCCCUGAUAUAUUUGAUGAGCUGCUGCAGAUGUUCACAGUUCAGGAAGUGGCUGAAUAUGUCCGUGGCACCCUUGGAAGUAUGCCCAGCACCGUUGACAUUGGCCAAUCAAUGGAUGUUGUCAAAUUGCAGUCGAUUGCGCGGACCGUUGAAAGCCGGCUCUUCUUCUUCCCUGAGUCUCGAAGCAUUUUGCUUCCCGUUGUUCUGCAUCACAUUCACUUGCACUUGCGCCAGCAGAGGGAGCUGCUUAUCUGUUCUGGGAUUCUUGGCAGCAUCUUCUCCAUCAUCAAAAACAGUUCUAUGGAGUCGUCUGUUCAGGAGGAAGUGGAGAUGAUGGUUGAGAGCCUCUUGGAUGUAUUGCUGCAGACCCUGCUGUCAAUCAUGAGCAAGUCUCACUCUGUGGAGACAUCCAGAGGCCAGCGCUGCCCUCAGUGCACUGCAGAGAUAACGGGGGAGUAUGUGUCCUGUCUUCUCUCUCUGCUCCGACAGAUGACAGAGAUCCAUUUUCAUCAUCUACUCAACAACUUCCAUAGCAAAGAAGAGCUCAAAGAGUUCCUGUUGAAGAUCUUCUGUGUAUUCCGGAACUUGAUGAAACUGACGAUCUUCCCUCGAGAUUGGAGUGUCAUGAGACUUCUAACCAGUCACAUCAUUGUUGUGACAACACAGCUUCUUUCUCCAGCGCUGCACAAGAACUUUUCCGAGGCUGAUUUCGAUUUCAAGGUAUGGAAUUCCUUCUUCAGCCUCACCGUGCUCUACAUCAAUCAGCCCAGUCUCCAGCUGGAGGCGGUCGGACCCGCUAAGAGAAAGAAAAUUCUGGAUAAGUAUGGAGAUAUGCGAGUACUGAUGGCUUAUGAACUCUUUAGCAUGUGGCAAAAAUUAGGUGACAACAAACCCCACUUCAUUCCAGGAAUGAUGGGCCCCUUUCUGGGUGUGACCCUGGUUCCUCAAACUGAAGUUCGAAAUAUUAUGAUUCCAAUUUUCCAUGACAUGAUGGACUGGGAGCAGAGGAAAAAUGGAAACUUCAAACAGGUGGAAGCAGAGCUGAUGGAUAAGCUGGAUAGCAUGGUGUCUGAUGGCAAAGGCGAUGAUAAUCACAGGGAACUCUUCAGCCUUUUGACCCAGUUGUUUGGCCCUUAUCCUAGUUUACUGGAGAAGAUAGAACAGGAGACCUGGAGAGAGACGGGCAUCUCAUUUGUCACAUCAGUCACAAGGCUAGUGGAGCGACUGCUGGACUACAGGGACUGCAUGAAAGGCGAUGAAGUCGACAAUAAAAAAAUGGGCGGCUCUGUCAACCUCAUGAACUUCUACAAGUCGGAAGUCAAUAAGGAGGACAUGUACAUUCGUUACAUUCAUAAGCUGUGUGACCUCCAUCUCCAAGCUGAAGACUACACAGAGGCCGCAUUUACCCUGUUACUGUACUGGGAGCUUCUCCAUUGGGAGGACCGGCCCCUGAGGGAUUUUCUUCACUAUCCAUGCCAGAGCGAGUGGCAGCGCAAGGAGAACCUAAGUCGUAAAAUCCUCCACUACUUCAACAAGGGCAAAUGCUGGGAAUAUGGCAUCUCUUUGUGUCGGGAGCUGGCUUUCCAGUAUGAAACGUUAUAUGAUUACCAGAGUCUCAGCUGGAUAAGGAAAAUGGAGGCAGCUUACUAUGACAACAUUAUUGAGCAGCAGCGGAUCGAACCAGAGUUUUUCAGAAUGGGCUUCUAUGGCAGGAAGUUUCCAUUCUUCCUCAGGAACAAAGAGUUUGUCUGUCGUGGCUAUGACUACGAACGGCUGGAGGACUUCCAGCAAAGGAUGCUGGGAGAGUUUCCGCAAGCCAUCGCCAUGCAGCAUCCCAACCAACCCGAUGACACCAUCCUGCAGAGUGAUGCUCAGUACUUGCAGAUCUAUGCGGUGACUCCAGUGUCAGACAUCUCAGAUGUGCCUCAAUUGGAGCGUGUGCCCGAGAGGAUCAAGAGCUUCUACCGCAUCAACAACGUCAGCCGUUUCCACUAUGACAGGCCUUUCCACAAGGGUCCCAAGGACCGCGAAAAUGAGUUCAGGAGCCUUUGGAUUGAGAGAACCACCCUGAUCCUCUCCCGCCCUCUCCCGGGCAUCUCUCGCUGGGCUGAAGUGGAAAAGAGGGAAGUGGUGGAGGUAAGCCCUCUGGAGAAUGCCAUUUAUGUGGUGGAGAAUAAAACCCAGGAGUUGCGGACUCUGAUUAGCCAGUACCAACACAGACAGCAUCACGGCAACAUCAACCCCCUCAGCAUGUGCCUCAAUGGAGUCAUCGAUGCUGCAGUGAAUGGAGGCAUCGCUAGAUACCAAGAGGCAUUUUUUGACAAGGACUACAUCAGCAGUCACCCGGAGGAUGCGGAGAGGAUUACACACCUGAAGGACCUCAUGCAGGAGCAGGUGCACAUUCUAGGGGUGGGUCUUGCUGUUCAUGAGAAGCUGGUACACCCAGAGAUGCGUCCACUACACAAAAAGCUGGUGGACCAAUUCCACAUGAUGAGGACUGGUUUGCACCACUAUAUUUUUGGUACUCAGCAGGGUGUGCCUGGUGUGGAGCGAUUUGGCCCUGGUGGCUGCUCGGGGGUCAACUCUCCCAGAGGCAUCCUCUCAUCCCACAAUCACAUGAGCCCUGAGAGCCUGCGCCUCAUACACAGACACAGCCCUCUGAACCUGCAGGGAUCGAUCCGUCACUCGUCCUCCUCACUGUCGUCUCACACUUCAAGUGAGGCCGGAACAGGAAACCUCGCCAUAAUGACUGACGGUUUGAUGGGGGAGCACCCUGAAGAGUCCAUUCACAUGCAGCCGAGCCCUUCAUCCUCCAGCCUGAGCUCAAUUCGUUCCAACUCCUCCCAAAUUAUAAACUCGGCUCCUUCGAGUGCUAGAGGUUCCCCGUCCUUGCCUGACAAGGCCAAGCACAACAGGGAGGUGAUGAUCCUGCUGCCAUCUCAUCGUGAGAGGGCCAACAAUUCCAUGUAUUACAACAUGGCAGAAAAUGGACAGAAUAACCACAUGCAGCGUGCCUUAGUGCAACAAGUUAGCCCCUGCAAGCCUUGCGCAGAUCCUCACAUGACUCUCCCAGAAAAAGUGUUUCCAAACGUUCCCAGCAGCUGGAACCUGGAUGGAGAGAACAGGGAACAAGUGUCCUACAUGUCAACUUCUACUGGAGGUGUAAUUAUGCCCCCAGUUCCCCCCAGAUCCUUUCCACCAGGACAUUUCCUAAUGCAUUGUGAUGCAUAUAACCCCCAGAACAACGACCCUCCACCCGCCCUGCCUGUGCGUUCACUUCGAAAGUCUCCCCUUCACCCGAUUCCUGGCUCCCCUACCAGCCCUCAGUCUGCUUUGGGCGGAAGUAACUCCACCCUUUCCGGCAGUGCCAGCAGCGGCGUAUCCUCUCUGAGCGAGAGUAAUUUCAGUGGCCAGUAUCCAGAUCCUGGCCCCAUCAGGAACGACGCCUUGGAGCCUCUCCCAAGCCACCUGUGGUCACCCCCCGACGAGUACCUGGCCUCCUCGUACCUGCACAUCCACUACGGCACGCCAGAAAUGGACUCAGUGGACCCGGUCCGCCCUUUCCAUUACCGCGGCCCUGCCUCUCACCCUCACCCUCAUUCCCACCCGCACCCCCACGGGCACGCUCAUUCUGGGCUGGAUGGCCACUCCCACGGGCCGGCGCCUCACCAUCACCCUCCCACACACGGGCCUCAUCACAUCCCCUAUCGCAGGCCUCAGCCCCCGGCCAUCCCACCCAAGCCCUACCUGAGGGAGGGCUGCAUCCCAGAAGAGGAUCUGCAGCCUCAGCCCAUUCCGCUGCCCCGCCGGAUUUUCCACUCCCCCCACGGCCACAGGGACGAGCAGGGCAAGCACGCCUGGGAGCAGUGCAUCAGUGAGGAGCACGAGGAGGCGCAGUGAUGACAUGAGAGAAAUAAAACAACAAUAAAAGGACAGCAAAAGAUCUCGAUUGUACACACUUGUACAACUUGUCUGUGAGCAUGUUUUCCAUUCACAAAUAAUACGACAAGCGUUUUGUGAAAUCUAGCGACCAUGAUCACGCCCGCGCAGGACCAACUCACGAUGCAGCAUCAGGUGGUUGUUGUUCACAGUCAAGUGACUUCUCUGCUUUCAAUGCUUCAUACACAGGAAUUCUUAUUUUGAUAAAUUUGCUACAUGAUAGUGUUUUAAAAGGCUUCAUAUAUCCAUUACACUGUUAAGUGCUCCUUAAUAGUGACUCAUAUUUUCCGCGUUACAAAGGUUGGACCAGCAUCUUUGGGACUGGCUACUCUCCAUCCGUACUACAUGUAUGGAAACCUACGUGAAUGUAUUCAGAUGAUCUUCUUGUACAGCAAACUUGAGUUUUUGUUUUGUUCCAGUUCUUUAAUUUGAGUCUUUGUUGAGGACCUAUUAGGAAAGAAGAACAGAAACGGCUGCGGGUUGACAAGCUGUCUGGAAUGAAUCAAUUCCCCAUACUGUCAUGUGACAAGUUCUCUGUGAAUGAAGGCUGAAAGGACUCUUCACUUCACGCCUUCUCCCGCUCACUCUCUGUCUCUCUCCCCUCUCCUUUACUGUAUCAGAUCCUGUUAAGCAGUGAGGGCUAAACCUGCUCAAUGACACUGUCAAGCCCAUCAGAAAGUGUCAGAAUCGCCUACUUGCCUUAAGUGCAGUCACAUAGUUUGACCUCUCAUCUGGACUGUAAGCUCUUCUUUGUGUUCUCUCCCUCACGGAAAAAUAGGCCCCACUUUCUGAUUUUGGUUUCAGAUUGCCAUGUUUGUAGGGCUGAUAUUUCUUAUCCCACUUAUGCCUCUUCUCUUCCCAGUCACGUCCUGUAUUGUUAAAACGAAUCGUGUUUCAGACUGAAGGAAAAGAACAAUGGAAGAGAUGUGUUUAUUAUUAUUACUGUAUAAUUUUUUAAAAUCCCUAAGUGUUUUAUUUGGCAGGUGGAGGCUUCGUAUCACUGUACAUCACAUUCCCAGCUGACUAGACAUCUAUUUUUGUAUGUGAGACCAUUAGUGGUGUGAGCUUAUUCACAAAGGGCCCUCGUACUGCACGUGUUUCUGUACUUUGUAUGGACAUAAGCCUGAGGUUAGAUAUAGGCCUAAACACCAUUUGAGUAUCAACUGCGGAGGAGAACUACACAAUGAGUUGAUGCUCAAACUAGAGGAACAAUUACAAGUUUCCCGUGUAAAUUCCGUUAAUGUACAUACAGCUGUAUUGUGAGCUAUUUUUGAGAAUUAUUGCAGACACCCCCAAAAAGUUUUAUUGUUGUUUUGUGUAUAUACAUGUACUCCAGAGAUCAAUGUCAUUGAUAAAUAUCUAUAAUCAGUGUUUGAAAAAGGAAUUCAUUAGACUGUGGCCGUCUCCACCGUUCUUGACAUUGAGUCUCAUAUAAAUAAUUUAUACACUUUUCAAUGUGCUUUCCUGUACAUAUGGUGUUAGCAUGAUCGGACCGUGUUUGGUUGUAAAAGUGGUUUUCCUACUCCCAUAACUGCUGUGGUAUGGAAUUCAUUAAACAAUACCAAACAAUAAAGACAAUCUUUUAUCAGCAUCA